CACCGCGCCUGGCCAGCAGGAGGAUUUUUUCACAAAUUGUUGAGUCAUGGCUAUCUUAAUGGAAGACUUCACUUAUAGCUUUUGCUUAAAAAGUCUGUCAUUGUAGCGAUAGCCUUAGGGAAGAUGCCUCAUCCCUGCCUAACAGAUUUUAGGAUAGAAAAUGGAAUUUCUCUUGUUUGUGUGAAUCAUUGCUUAACCUAAAUAAUAGUAGUCUCAAAUAUAAAACAGACCAUGAUAAAAGUCAAGCAUCUUGUUCUAAAAUAUGUUGGGUAUUACAGAGUUUUAAGUGCUUAUUUAAGGUGUGUUAAGUUGUUAUGUGAGUGACAGAUUUACACAGGAGCAAGUCCCUACUAAAGUUGUUUAGUCACCUGCAACCUGAUAAACCCCAGGCAGGUUUUUUUAUUUUUCUUCGUAUUUUGGUUAACAUCUGAAAGGCUUUCAUAUUCCAUCUAUUUUUAGAACAUUUCGCUGGUUUCCACAUGUGACCUUCACUGUGGACUUCAGUAUGUCUGUGUGGGUAAGGGUGGCAGUGCACAUUUUCAUCCAUGGUCAGAGAGGCCGCGGAUGGUGUUGCAGCCGCCAAGAGGAUGAAGCUGCUGCCCAUUAAGCGACCCCAGCUCCCAGUUAGAAGCUGCAGCAAGGUUCACAGGUGUCCAGAUGUGCGUCUUAGAAUCGAAGGAGCAUGGAGGAUUCGGAAGGCUUGUGAGUGAGCACCAGACUGUGGAAGGUGCAGGGCCUGAGAUUCAGGAGUCAGAUCCAUAGAGGCCUGUUGGGAAGCUCUGGCUGUGCAGAAGACGAGGUAGGAAGCAUAGUCAGCACCUUGAGUUUCAAGCUUUUCUUAUUUUUCUGUGCAGAUUAAGUCUUCCAGGAAAGCCCAGCCAGUAAAACUAAGGCACACAGAAUUUAUGGGUGUGGCUGUGCAGCCCCCUGCCCUCCAGGCUCAGCUCUAGCCCCCAGGAAUCAGGUUAAAUCAGAAAUGAGCAUGUCCAAAAAGAGAAGGUGCUUGCUUCCUCCUCCUUUUCCUGUGUGUUACUCCCUGCUCUCUUGCCUCUGUCCCCGUGAGGCUUCCUUUAGAAUUCCUCUCCCUAGCAGAGUGGCACGCCAUGAGAUCUCGGAGUGUUGGAGAAGGCUGAGGGGUUGCUUGGGUUUGAGGUAACUGGGAUGGGAGUUGGAACCAGUUCAUGGCAGAGAGACAAGCCUGCAGCCUAGGGACCAUUCUUGUUCAGGCUCUUGGGAGAAAGGCCAGGGCAGCACAGGCAGCACUUUGACUUGGACGUUUUAUUUUUUUUGCUUCUGUUCCACUGUUUUUUCUUGGUAGAUGAAUGUCUUGGGCAUAGGACUAAUUUAGUUUUACAGAUUUUUCUUUUUAAAUAAUUUGGUUCCACUUUUCUCGCUUGAAAUAGAACUGUCUGUUGAGGGGCUGUGCUUUUUUGUAGAGUGGUAGGAGAGGGUCAAAGGAGAGCAGUUUCAACAUCUGCCCUGUGCAGCACACACGGGACAGUCAGCGGCGAGGCGCUCAGCUCCUGCCUGUGGAGGCUUCGGUUGAAGGAAUGCCCUGCAUAUCAGACUGAGUGCAGCGAUGCGGAGCAGGCGAAGUGCUCAGCUCCUGCCCACGGAGGCUUCUGUCAAAGGAAUGUCCUGCAUAUCGGACUCAGUGCAGCGAUGCGGGGCAGGCGAGGUGCUCAGCUCCUACACGUGGAGGCUUCGGUUGAAGGAACGUCCUGCGCAUCAGACUCAGUGCAGCGAUGCGGGGCAGGCGAGGCGCUCAGCUCCUACACGUGGAGGCUUCAGUUGAAGGAAUGCCCCGUGCAUCGGACUCUGCAGCGAUGCGGGUAAUAAAAGCCGCCCUCAUUCUAGGGGAGAAUAUAAUGUUUACAGCACCUUUCAAAGUCAUGAACCAGAGUUUGACUAUUUGAAAAGUCUAGAAAUUGAGGAAAAAAUUAAUAAAAUCAGGUGGUUACCACAACAGAAUGCUGCUCAUUUUCUGCUGUCUACAAAUGGUCCCAAUAUUGAAGCCCAUGGAUCUUAUGGUAGAAGCGAGUCCACGGCGAAUUUUUGCAAAUGCUCACACAUAUCAUAUAAAUUCCAUUUCAGUAAAUAGUGAUCAUGAAACAUAUCUUUCUGCAGAUGACCUCAGAAUUAAUUUAUGGCACUUAGAAAUCACAGAUAGAAGCUUUAACAUCGUGGACAUCAAGCCUGCUAACAUGGAGGAGCUGACCGAAGUCAUCACCGCAGCCGAGUUCCACCCACACCAGUGCAACGUGUUCGUCUACAGCAGUAGCAAAGGGACCAUCCGACUGUGUGACAUGCGCUCCUCGGCCCUGUGCGACAGACACUCCAAGUUUUUUGAAGAACCUGAAGAUCCCAGCAGUAGGUCCUUCUUCUCAGAAAUAAUUUCAUCCAUAUCCGAUGUAAAAUUCAGUCAUAGUGGGCGGUACAUGAUGACCAGAGACUACCUGUCGGUGAAGGUGUGGGACCUCAACAUGGAGAGCAGGCCGGUGGAGACCCACCAGGUCCACGAGUACCUGCGCAGCAAGCUCUGCUCUCUCUAUGAGAAUGACUGCAUCUUUGACAAGUUUGAGUGUUGCUGGAACGGUUCGGAUAGCGCCAUCAUGACCGGGUCCUACAACAACUUCUUCAGAAUGUUUGAUAGAGACACGCGGAGGGACGUGACCCUGGAGGCCUCGAGAGAGAGCAGCAAACCACGCGCCAGCCUCAAACCCCGGAAGGUGUGUACAGGGGGUAAGCGGAAGAAAGACGAGAUCAGCGUGGACAGUCUGGACUUCAACAAGAAGAUCCUGCACACGGCCUGGCACCCCGCGGACAAUGUGAUUGCCGUGGCUGCCACCAAUAACUUGUACAUAUUCCAGGACAAAAUCAACUAGAGACGCGAAUGUGAGGACCAAGUCUUGUCUUGCAUAGUUAAGCCGGUCAUUUUUCUGUCAGAGAAAAGGCAUCAUUGUCCGCUCCAUUAAGAACAGUGACGCACCUGCUACUUCCCUUCACAGACACAGGAGAAAGCCGCCUCCGCUGGAGGCCCAGUGUGGUUCUGCCUUCUGUGAGGUGCCAGACAGGCGCUGCUGCUCACGUGGAGACACUCUCGAAGCAGAGUUGACGGACACUGCUCCCAAAAGGCCAUUACUCAGAAUAAACGUAUUUAUUUCAGUCCGAGCCUUCCUUUCCAAUUUAUAGACCAAAAAAUUAACAUCCAAGAGAAAAGUUAUUGUCAGAUAUCGCUCUUUCUCCAACUUUUCCUCUUUCUCUGCCAUCGCACUUGGGCCUUCACUGCAGCGUGGCGUGGCCACCGUCCGUGUCAUCUCGGCCUUCCUCCGAGUCCUGGUGGACUCCGUGGAUGUGUGGAUGUGGCCAGAGCAGGCUCAGACGGCCCCACUCACCCACAGCAUCCGCCGCCACCCCCUCGGGUGUGAGCACUCAAUAAAAACAACACACUAUAAAGUGUUUUUAAAUCCAAACAUAA
This is a messenger RNA of Symphalangus syndactylus (siamang), 3478 nucleotides long. RefSeq names its product protein phosphatase 2 regulatory subunit Bdelta (gene PPP2R2D). Gene Ontology annotation, molecular function: protein binding; protein phosphatase regulator activity. Lineage: Eukaryota; Metazoa; Chordata; Mammalia; Primates; Hylobatidae. Gene Ontology annotation, cellular component: protein phosphatase type 2A complex. The record is from RefSeq and is a predicted model, not a curated record.